CGUUAUCUCUCCAGUGCUGUUGACUAAAUGCACACUUUUGUGAAAGAAGAUGAAAAACAUACUGCAACAACAACAACAAGCUAUACGUCUAGGCGUGUCCAUACCUCACAGCUGGAUUACGUAAGUAGCACGUUAUGGAAGUGACUGUUGACUGGUAACGUUGCAGCUGGGACUGUCAUAGAAAAGUGCUUCUAGUAAUUGUGUGAAUGACUAUCUAUGUAAAUCUUUCUAUCAAUGACUCUAUGCAUCAUUCAAAUGGCUUGGCCCCAUUCGUGGUUUACACUGUGCACAAGGAACAGGAGCCGUAUUCGUAUUGCUUAAAAACCUCAAAUGCUCUGAUGGAGCGACGGUGUGAUGUGUCGUUUUAAUAGUCGAAUCGUAACCUUAUGGUAGAUAUCUAAUAGGCGUUGAGUCGGCUCAUUUUCCCAAAGAGACGCCCAUUUAUAAUCGCAUUGACUCGUCUCGCUCCCGGGCUAGUAAAAUAGCUUCAGGCAUAGCAGUAGUAAUUAAGGAAACAAUAGACUGUUUGGCCGCGGAUGGACUCGACCCCGUUAAGCUGGGUUGUUGGAUAUCGGCGAAGAAGGCUGGUCGUUUGCAACAAACGGGUUGACCCAAAGGAACUCAGAACUAUGGCAAAAGAGCCGAUGGGACUACGGCACUCCCAUGUUCCUGCAUUCUUCUGUGAUGAAAUACAAUCCUAUGACAAGGAAAUAGGCGAUAGCAGCAGACAACCUAUAACGACUCUCAUAGCUUUAGGGGUGGAGUUGUCAAACAAGUUGACCAGAGAAGCUAGUUGUUAUAUAUUUCGGUGUUAUCGCAUAGCAUAACUACAAUUUCUCGAGUAACUGUAGUUAUGACGCAAGUUAAAACACUAAAAAAGACACGCGGACUUUACCACAGUUUUUAAAGUUCAAAGUAAUGUUUUUCGUUCAAAAGCGAAUAUAGCGAGCGAAACCCCGGACUUGUUGGCCAACCAAAAAUUUAGUAGCUAGCUUAACCUGUAAAUCUUAAACUCGUCGUUCCCGUAUAACCCUCAACUUCUCUAUCGAUAUAAAUCAAAAUACAGAAGCAGGCUUUUGUUGCAUCCGUACGAAUAGAGGGACUACCGGAGUAGGUUACUCAUAGGGGGUUCAGCCUAGGUCGAACUAUCUCAUACCGCGCCAUGUGACAACUUGCCCUUUUGCAAGAGAGGCAUGCAUACGAAGCAUGCGAGAUCUACCUCAUCAUUCCAGAUGCGAAAGAAGAGGAAAUAAAAACAAAAGCCGGUGCGCAGCCAAAUAGACCGCGAAGGCCGUGUGCCAGAAGAGCUUAUAAGCACAAGAUGCGACGUAAGUUGAGAGCUUCUUUUUAAGGUACUGCGUGUGUGACAUAGUCGUCGUUCUUUUGUACGCCUAAGCGAAGGAUUUAUGAAUCGAAAGCUUAAGCUCCGUUUUUAUGUUCUAGACCGGCGAGAAAAAAGUAGUAGACAAGGCAUCUAGAAAGAAUAUCCACAGUAUAUCCAGCUUCUAUUCAGCUUAACCCGUCAUCUAAAAACGUCGAACCAGUUAAGCCAGAAUCAUCAAGUAGGCACAUAUAGUCGUUAUUGACUUACUUUAUAUACAUACAUCUAUACAUACAGAGAAGUCGGCAUCUACGAGAAAUAGCACACAACAAGAUAACGAGUCUGAAGAAAAAAACGCGUACAUAAACGGAAUAAUCUAUUCGACCCAGAAAACUCGACAAGCCAUUUACUUCAAAAAAAGAACAAAGGACGCUCCAACUAAACUAGCGUAAACCCAGCCGGUUAUCAACCUUUAUGAACAGUGAAUCACGUGACGAGAAACUGGGUCAUAAGCAGCGGUGUGCGCGCAAUAUAUUUCUGUGUCUCUGUGUCGGUGUGUGCAGGUUCGCCAAUGUAACCCGUGACCACUGUUAGCUCGUGGGUUGUAACAGAGCGUCAACCGCAAACCUAUCGAAUAUGCCAAACACCCAUAUGAAUGAUGAGAAAGUCAUUCGUGCAAUGUAAAGCAAGAAAACGCGACUGUCAAUAUUUCGAACUACUAAUACCCGCAGUAUUUGUGUUAUGUAGGACUAAGGUAAGGUAAGGUAUACAGGAACGGGCAAGAGCUCCCGAGUAGACGCAUUUCUGAAUGGUGUCAGACUGAUCGGAUCCUAUCGUUGAAUCUCAGUCUGAACUACACGUUCGCCUUGUUACGCUUCGUACAACUGCUAUUCGGGCAGUGGCACCCCGCUUUGGCAGUAAUAACUGCCAAGCAUUCACCUGGUGCCACGUAUUAUUACACCGUACUUCGCAAGCCAUCAAUGUGAUGCGCGCGAUCAGCAGUUGAAAUUAGAAAUGACAAUGCCCAGUAGAGGAUCGCCUGGAAGGUAUCUUCGGUACUGAGUGGCUGUCCAGAUCCGCAACCCAUUUCAGCCUAGGAGACUGCUCUGAGAAUCAGCCCUUCACCAAACUGAAGCGGAUUCUGCAGCAGAACGAGCAAAUAGGAUUAUCAACGAAUAUUAGAACUUUCAAAAGAACUGAAAAUCUUGCAAGAAGAAGAACAGCUGAGUAGUCCCAGAGCCAAGCAACAUAAAACACGAGAAAAAUUGAAUAGAAACUGCUACCUAUAGAAAUAGAUAUUGUAGUACAUUCCUUUCAGAGUACACUUUCUUGAUCUGCUACUUACUAUACCUCUAGCUGGAAUCUAGCCAGGAAUUAGGACAAUCAAACACUUCCAAGAUCAAAUUGUCGUUCUUCAUUGCCUUCCUCAAGAAAUUUUCCUACGAAAUCACUGUCCGUCAGUCGCCAUGGCACUCCUCUACCGAUUUACGAGACUCAACGAUAGGUCCAAUACUGGCAUCUUCACGUUUAUCGUGACACGAACGGUAACAAGAGACAUCCAUCGUGACGCUGUCACGAAAGACUUUGCGCACGGGUAUCACCGGUGGGCGUUGUCGUUUGUCCGAACUGAAAAAACUCUCGGAGUGUUCUUGGUGAUCCGGAAUCCCGCGCAAAGCUCAAGGUGUUGUGUGGACUUUACGUUGACAUUACUGAAUCGGGAGCAUUUCUCUCGUAAUGAAAGCUUAUCCGAAAAACAGACGCCGUUCACAGUCGACUCGCCUGCGCACGGCGCGGCCAAAUGGUUGCCCCUGGCGGAGCUGGCCGAGAGAAGGUUCGCUGACGAAACAGGCGAGUUCCUCGUCGAGCUGUCCAUGGCCAACGUGUCCACCAUGUUCGAUGCUGAUAUAAAGAUUCCGCCUCAUUACAUGGGCAACUCAAUCGGAGUGGGAGCUCACGAUGAGGGUCGACGAUACACAACAACUAUGCACCAGCAGCACAUUGUUAAGAUCGAGUCGCCCUUUUUAUCGUUUGGCGGGUUCGAAUGGAAUGUAGUAGUCCUGCCCUUCGGAAGUCCCGAAGAUAACGAGUCUCCCCGUGCACCCAAGGUUCUUCUCAACAGACUCACCGGAUUUGAGCAUCCGUGCCGUGUGCAGUACCGACUGGUCCUAGGCGGUGGCAAAAAUACGGUUGAAUCGGGCCUUCUGGAUCAAAUCUCAGACCUCGCUGGACGGAUACGCGGGUUCCCUUUAAAGGGUAUUUGUGGUUCGAUCAAAGAGUUGAUGUCGCCCAGGUCCGGUCAACUACACGUGCACCUGCAAAUGAUUUCGGCUAACGUUAUCUCGGAGGCGAAAGUUCCCAUUGCACCCCAGCAGAGCAAUAACAUAAAUAUGCAGCAGGGUAUUGUCGGCUUAGCUGGUUUAGGCGGAUUAUCGCCUUCAUCAACAGCGAACUGUUAUGAUCGGGAUAAGCAAGCGUGGACAGUUGAGGCUGAUUUCGAGAGAGACUACCUAAGACUCAAGCUUUUUUAUGCGGAUAUGGGAGCCGUUCCGCGUAACCAUUUACGAUACGUCGCUUGGAACACAUAUGUGAUCCGAGCACCACCUGGUGGCGGGAAAGAGAGUGUCCUGGCGGUGAACGCCCCUCACUCGGCUUAUUACGUACAGGACGGCAUGGACCUAGGCGUGCUCAUCGACGUUGACAUACCGACAAGGGUGCUUCGUGAGCAAUUAUCGCCGUAUGUUGACUCGCAGAACCAGCUGACAAUACAUGUUGAGUGGUUAGAAAACCAGCUUCUGUUUGGAGCGAACUACCAUCGAUAUGAUGACAUCGCUCGUAUACACCAACAGCAAAUGAAGCGGGAGGUUGCCGCUCUACAAUCAGAGAAUUAUACCCUGGAACGUCAAGUAUUCAGCUAUCAGCGAAGCAUAUCUUCUUAUCAAAUGCAGUCUAAUCAGAGCAAUAUGGUUCCGCUAGUUCCAAACGUUGGCAGACAUCCCAUACAACAGGGGCAUCAGAGCCAAAGCGUGCAGCAGCUACAGUCCCAGGGUCAGAUACACCAGCCCCCCACCAACAUCAAUCCCAGUUCUCGCAGCGGAGUAGCACCGUUAGGUCAUGAAGUUAUCGAAGACACGGAUGAAAUGCUGGCGAGAAGGCUGGCAGCGCACGGUCUCGGAAAUUCGGCCGCAACUGGUCAUAAUCCCCUGGCGUACGGCCCAAUACAGCCUGAUCAGGCAGGGAUGAAGCUUGGGCCACCUGAUAAUAUGGGACGGUCAACUGGCUCUCCGCACAACAACCUAAAUGACACAGGAUACUAGUACUAAAGAACUCUAGCUAAAAAGAUUAAUUAUAACCUGCUA
Messenger RNA from Varroa destructor (honeybee mite), 4677 nucleotides. RefSeq lists its product as uncharacterized. The record is from RefSeq and is a predicted model, not a curated record. Gene Ontology annotation, molecular function: protein binding. Lineage: Eukaryota; Metazoa; Arthropoda; Arachnida; Mesostigmata; Varroidae.